Theileria annulata is the source of this 5769-nucleotide messenger RNA. RefSeq lists its product as hypothetical. The transcript is spliced from 5 exons. NCBI's taxonomy places the organism in Eukaryota, Apicomplexa, Aconoidasida, Piroplasmida, Theileriidae. The coding region runs from base 1 to 5769 and encodes 1922 amino acids. The record is from RefSeq and is a predicted model, not a curated record.
AUGCAAAUAGAUCAAAAGGCUGUUUUCGAUAAUAUACUUUUUACAACGGCGGCCGAGAAACUUAAAACAGCAGCUGGUGAUCAGGCUACCAAAGGACUCAGGAAACUGGCUAAAGAUCUACACGAUAAAGCCAGACAACUACACAGUGCAGCUACAGCUGGUCAAGGUAAAGAUGAAGCCCAAAAUCUUGCCACUGCUGUCGGUGCUGAUGAAACCGACGAAGGCCUUAGAAAAAAACUCAAAGAACUUGCUGGUGCUAAUGAUCCUACUCUGUUUGAUAAGGCCAAAGAUGUUAAAACUGAAUACGGUAAAGUCAGCCUAGCAUUCAAUGCAGUUAAGGAACAAAAUAGACUAAAAGCAUAUACCAAUUAUCAAGCUAAGUAUCAAGCAGUUGAGAAGGCAUGGAAUGCUUUCAAUAAUGUCUAUAAUACGUUUGACAAAUACGCUAUUGCGGGUGGACACCAAGUAAGAGCACUCAUAGAUGCCAAAAAAUAUGAUAUCCAAGGCAAUGCUAAAGGUAAGUAUCUGGAUGCUAAAGCCACAGAACUCGAGUCCGCGGCCAAUACACUUAAAACCACUGCUGAGGCUGGUGCUACUGAUAUCCCUACUACAGCCGGACAACUACGUGAUAAUGCCCAACAGCUUAACACGGAUGCCGGUAAAAUAACUAGUGAGGGUACACUUGCUGCACUUCAACCUCUAGCCAGUCAAUUAGCUAAGGCAGCCGGUACGACUAGUACUAGUGGUCUGGCAAAGGCGGCAGAGGAUCUAAAAACUGCUCCUAAUGAUGCCAAUAAGGCCACUGAAGUCAUAGAUGCGUUCGACAAGGUCAAGGCCAAAUACGAUGAUCUAAUGAAAAAAGCCAAUGAACUCGGUAAACAAACUGCAGGAAAGGUCCAAGCCGUUGAAACCCAAUACCAACUGGUCAAGGAUGACUUCGAAGCACUUUGUAAGGCACUCAUCAAUAAGUUUGCAACUCAGGUGGCCACAAACGCCACAACUCUAGCCAGCCCCAGUGGUACUGCUAGUAAUGCCAACAAUGUAAUAAAAUAUUUCGAAGUAGUUGAGAUGGCAUACAAGGCUCUUAAUGAGACUGAUAAGGCUAAUGUAGAGUCUGAAUUUAAGACUGUCAAACAUAUUUACGACAGAAUCCUAAACCUUACGAAACUUUUAAAAGCCGCCACAGCACUUAAAGGCGCUGCUGAUCGUACUGCACUUACAGAACCUGCCAGAGAACUAAAUGAUGCAGCAGAAACUCUCCAGGGUACUCCGAAUGUUGCUAAUGCCCAACAGUUCAAAGACAAAUAUGACGCAUUCAAAGACACAGGGACCUCCACCAUCGAAAUCACAACCGGCGAAAACAGCAAAAAAGACAUCACCGGCAGCAACAUCACCAACGAAGACCUCAAGCAUGCCAGAGAGAUUAAGAAUUGGAUUAUCAUAAUUCCUUCCAUUAUCAUUAAGUGUUAUCUUACUGAUAAUGAACUCAAAGCAGCAGCUGGUACACAGGCUACAGGUAACACACUCCGAGGACUGGCCCUUGCACUAUAUCAGGCAGCCAAUAAACUUGAUGAAAAAGUAAAGAAAGUUGAUAGUAACCUGGAUGGUGCCAAAGUACUCAAGUAUAAGGCUGGUAAUGAAUCUCAAAAAACUGAUCCUAAAUAUCUUAGGAAACUAGCAGAAAAUCUCCAUGAUGCAGCCGAUGCUCUAUACGGUGCAGUUACUGGUGAUGAUGAUAGUCAAUCUCCUAAAAAAGAAGCUAAAGAACUUAAGGAGGCUGUCGGCGAUAGUGAAGACGCUUCUGGUAAACUUCGAGCUAAACUAAAAGAACUUGCUAAACUGGAUGCCGAAACUAGAGAUGAUCAACUAAAACAGAAGGCCCGUGAGGUUGGAAAUCAAUACGACAAAGUCAGCCUAGCAUUCGGCAAAGUUCAGGAACAAACAUCUAAAUAUACCGGAGCUGCUGCCAAAGCUGCAUAUGAUCAAGUUGUAAAGGCCUGGAAUGAUUUCAACGAUGUGUAUAAUCCUGAAGAACAACUUGCAACUGCUGUCGGUUCAGGUGAAGGAAGUGGAAUCACAAAGGCACUCAAAGAUCUUUAUGGUGCUGGUAUUAGUGAUCUAACUGAGAAGGCCAAAGCUGUCAAAGAUGCGUACGGUAGUGACUGGGGUGGUCUGAAACAGAAAUACAACAAUGUUGUGAAACAAGAAAAUGUUUACAAUGCUGAGAAUAAUAAUAUUAAAGCCAAAUACACUCAACUUGUAUCUGCCUGGAACAAUUUUAAUAAACUGUAUAGAGAGGUCAUAUAUCCUACAAAGUUUUGGUCCAUCAUUGUUCCUUCUAUAUUUCUAUUUGGAGGAAUGCUGACCAGUCAAAUACGGAUUCUGUGGACCUCAGCAUACACAAUAAUGGAACAUUUCAAUGAGACCGGUAAGAUCAAAUUCAAAAGUAACACUUUUCGUGACAUUGAAGGUCCUACUCAUAAAGAUGCUAUUGCAGCUGGUACAGAAGGUAAUCCUGAACUCGCUACUGAAGAUAGUUUUCGGAAGUACUGGCAUUUACUUCCUCCUAACAACUAUGAUUCUGAUGAACCCUCUAAAGUUUUUCCCUACGACAGUUAUCUCUCCUACAUUGAUUGUACUUCUUGUAGAUACAUUCUUUCCGCCAGACCAUUCUUCACUGAUGCCUACGACACUACUCGUAAUACUAGUGUUACCUUUAGUGUUAAUCUCAGUGGUGGUAGUACUGGAUUUCAGUCUAGUGGUACAAUCAUAAUCACUGUAGGUGGUACUGAUUUUAAAGAACUCGGUGAAACUAGUACUACUUCUGUCACAAUCUCUCUCUCCGAAGGUGGAAGUUCUAUCAAGAAGUACAAAGAUAAAGAGAAACCUCCUGAUGAUAAUAAUCUCACACCGUUCACCAGCGGCACUAAUGAAAAUCUCACUGCUGAUACUAAGCUAUACAUUCAAGCCACUGGUACUCUAAGUGCUAAUGGGCGUAGUAUUUCUGGUUCAGAAGUUACGAUUAAAGGUACUGUCACUGUAACCAAAGAAGGAAAUCUUAGCACUGCACUCAACAUAGGUGGUAGUGCUGAUAAAGAUCCUAGCAGUAAUGGUCUCAGUGGAACCAUAACACCCCAGGGUUCUAACGGCAAAGUCGAAAUCCAGAAUGGUUCUAUCACAUUGAAAGACAAGUCUCUAGAAGCUCUUCAGUCUCUCACUCAGAAUGUUGUUACUCUAAGUGGUGGUACUGGUAGUAAAUUUAGAUCUGGUGCUAGUAUCAUAGUAACCCGUACAUCUGGUAAUGUAGAUUUAUCAAAUCUCACUGUCACUGAUAAACUUGAAAUAGACAUCACCGGUGGAUCUAUCAAGAGGUAUGAUAAUAAUAAUCAACUCAUUGAUCUCACAACCGGAGAUAGACUCCCUGAGGGUACUCAGCUAUCCCUUGAAGCCAAUGGUACCAUCUCUCAAGGUGGUACAGGUACAGUUACCCUUAAAGGUACCAUAGUGGUAACCAAUAAAGAUGAACAGAAAAUUGGCACUAGUCUCGACUUCGGUGGAGGUCCUAAUACCACAGGUGUAACUGGAUCCCUAACUCUCACUAAUGAUACCAGUCCUGAUGGCAAAAAGUAUGUCAAAAUCCAGAAUUCUAGUUCUCUAACAAUCACUGAAGCUGCCUACGGCACUAUAAAGCAGGCUGCUGAUACCACCUCUAGUUCAUUUACCAUUGGUGCUGCUGAUCCUCGUAACAUUGAUAAUCCUCAUACAGCUGCUAUUGAAGAAGGUACAGGAGAUAAUUAUAAAUAUCUCGCUACUGAAUAUAGUUUUACUAAGUACUGGCAUUUACUUCCUUCUGACAUGUAUGAUAAGAAUGAUCUUCCUGAUUGGGAAGUUGUUUCACCUACAUUGGUAGUUCUUGUGGCUACAAUCUUUCCACCAAUGAUAGUGGUCAUACUCCAAAUCACUGAUAAACAAGCUGGUUUUACUGGUCCUAAACAUUCUCCGAAAUACUGGGAGGGUUGGGGAAAAUAUAGUCUUUACUACUGGCACUUAGUUGAUGUGUUGAUCGUUACUAAAAUAACUCUAGAGUAUAUAUUCAAAUACUCACUUAAUUAUAGAGAAUCAGAUACUAUCAUAAUAUCAUUCGCAGCAGCUGUGAUGUGGACAGUAGGAUAUGGAGUCUAUAAAGAUGGUCCUGGUUCUGAUGGUGAUCUGAAGCACAUCUUUACAUACAAAUUCGAUGGAACAAUUAAACCACAUAUGGCGGCUCCAUUGCUAAUUGUCCUAGUAGGUAUGGGUCUAGUCUAUGCCAUUUAUCCUGGAAUUGCCCCGGGUAUGAUUGUACCAUUCUAUCUCAUUGAUAAGAUUGAAAUGGUACUUCUGAUAGCUACAAUCUUUCCAGCAUUAGGUGUAGCAAUGGUAAACAAAUUCGACUACCCUAAUUCUCCCAAAUACUACGAGGGUUGGGAAGCUAAUUGGGGAUAUCACUUCUUUGAUUUAGUGGUUCCCAUUAUGAUCAUUCUAGCCACUAUUUUUUCAUUUACUCACUUCACUAUAGAGAAUCACAUAGCUUUUGAUCCUUUUGAUGGCAAAAUUACUUAUACUACUACUAAGGAUAUCAAAAGUAUCAUCAUAACUUAUCCGGUGGCUGGUACUGUUACUAAGGAUAAGACUAUUAAGGCGGGUACGGUUAAAAUUACAACUGGUACUCUUAAAGGUGGUAACUGUGAGUUUACUGCUCCUACUCCUAAGACUAUUGGUACCGCUACUCAGGCCAAUAUUACUACUAGGGAUGGUAAAGCUACUCUCGAAAUUGAUAUCACUAUUCCUACUGAUGCUGCUGAUACUGAUGCUCUUGAUGCUCUUGCCGAUCUUUCUAUUCCUGUUGGUCCUUGUACUGUUAAGGUGGUGGGCAAGAAUAAACUUACUAUUAAAAUUACAUAUGAUCAGAAGGAUAAGUAUAUUAAAACUGAAAUAACCCUUGAGAUUACUGAUAAUAAGGGUGAUCUUGCGAAACUUGGUCUUCAGAAUACUGAUAACGCCACUGCCAGUGUGGAUCCUGCUCCUAAUCAUCUUACUAUCAACUAUAAGGAUGGUGCUAAGAAAAUUUCUGGUUCUUCUGCUAAGCCUGAGGAUAUGGCUGAGAAGGGUAUGACUGCUAUUACCAAGAAAAUUGCUGAGGAUAUUAAGAAAACUGCUACUCCUGCUCCUGAGGAUCAUUCUGGUGCCAAAAAUUAUUAUUCUGUUACCGAUCGUAAAACUAAAAUCCUUUACUAUUUUACACUCAAAAGUCCGCUUGGUGCUGAUGCUCCUAUAGAUGAUACUCCUGCUGCUAUUAUUGUUGAUUAUGGUCACAUAUUCGCUGAAGGAUUCUAUGGUACUGGUGCUAAACCAUCUAUGAUUUUUCCAUUACUGAUUGUUCUUGUUGGUAUGGGACUAGGUUACGGCUACUAUACUAAUACUCAAAAAAAAGUUACUACUUAUGAUAAGGGUACUAUUUCUGCAAUUCUUAAGAAUCUUAAUCCUAAUGAUAUUGAUAGUAUCACCGUAACUGACAGUAAGGGUAAUAAAACUAUUUAUAAGAAGGUUAAGGAUCAGGCUACUCCUGGUGCUCAUGUUCUUACUAUUAAAAAGGAGGGUGAAGGUACUAAUGCUUUUACUAAGCAGGUUGGUACUGGUACUCAGGGUACUAAGAAUACUAUUAUUCUUAACUAUACUAAGGGUGCUGAUAGUAAGACUAUUACUAUUAUUGGUAUUACAGAUACUCCUUAA